Symbiodinium natans is the source of this 492-nucleotide messenger RNA. Lineage: Eukaryota; Dinophyceae; Suessiales; Symbiodiniaceae. The record is from the annotation of a GenBank genome assembly.
AUGGCUGGCGAUGGCUGCACGCCAUAUUCACCUUGGGUGGUUCGAACGCAUUUUUCCGAAUCGGACAAGAGGUGGCAGAUUCUCCAGGAUGAACUUGUAGCGCCACAAGGCGAAGAUCAGUUCCGGGCAUAUGUUCGAUUCCAGAAUGACGAGUCUGCAUUUUCGGGCCUCCGUCCCAUUGAGGUGGUGAAUGCGCUCCCUGACAAUUAUCCGCAGCUUUAUGUCUUUGUGGCCGACGAAGACACAUUGACAACGAAGGAAUCUACCGUUCUUGUGAUUUCGUUUGAGCCCGGUGAUGCAGCAGAAGCAGGAGAGGGGCAGGAUGCCAAACCCAAACCCAAAGAUGUCAAAGCAGAGGAUUUGAGAUCAUUCCGUGCAGUUCCAUCCGCCGUCCAAUGCGUUGAAAACAAUCUGUCCAUUGCCAACAUGGACUUUGACGAUUUCUUGGAGAGUUCCGGGUCCGAUGGCGUUUUCCGUGGCUUUCCAGACUGA